ACGCAACUCGCACUCCACUAGAGAGGUGUGAGGGCAUGAAGCUAACGCAGGAGGAUAAACGUAAGAUUAAUUUAACGAUAGGAAUACGAAAAUCAGUUUAGCUGUCAUAAAAUACCGGGUAGGACAUACCGUUGAAAACAUACGAGUUGUUUUCGUUGAUUUAAUCGCAGUUUGCUCGCGGUCGCAUGUCAUUGAAUGUUGGCUAGCUAAGUUAACUAACGUAACUACGUUCGUCAGUUGAUCUGUUAUUGCAGUUGUUCGCAAAUGUCGAACUGUUUGUUUAUCUAGUAAAUUACUAUGAUAGCGUCUCAUAAUAUGAGAUUAGAAUACGAAAAAAAUGAUUGAUUAUGCUCUCGUGCAUUUUAGUUGUCCAUUAAAACCUGUCGUUAACUAUUUUGCAAGAUAAUCGCUAGUGCAUGUUAACUUGACAUUGCGUUGCACUUGUCCCAGUCCUAUCAAUACAUGGGAACUAAUUUGUAUAGUAAAUCUUUGUUUUUUAGCUAAUUCAGGGCGCAUUAAAGUGUACUUCAAAGCCAAAUCUAGAAAUCAUCGAGUCGUGGUUCUAGAAACAAAGAUGUUCCCCUCCGUCCAGCAUCGCCCCGUGUGCAGUAUAGGGGCCAGAGCUGUCCGAUUGCAAAGCUUUAGCACUUUUAAACCAAGUGGUGCGAUAAAUAGCAAAUCGUGGAGUUUGUCGUGGCUGGGUGAGCGCGUGGGCCUGCUGGUGUCAUGGAUCCAAAAAGCAGGAAGGGGAACGAACAAGCUGGCCUCCGACAAAAAGAAGGAGAGACUGUUGUCUAUAUUCGCCAACCAUUGUAGUUUUGUGACGGGCCAGAGGCUGAGAAGGGCCCUUCAGAUAGGAGAGCUGUACUCGAACCUGUACUCUGAGAGGAGCAGGUGGACACUCGUGGGCAACAUAUGGCGGCGCCUGCAGAGCAAACAUGCCCACACUGGAAAACUCAUAGCAGCACUGGCUGGGGUCUUCAUGUGGGAAGACGAGAAGAUUGGAGAUGAUGAGCUGAGAAGGUGUGCAUGGGAGCUGCAGGCACUGGAGUCGGUGAGAAGCCAAAAUGUGAACCCAACGACAGCCGUGCAUGCGGAUCCAGGCUGGGAGGUGGUCGUGGAGAAGAAAAACGUCAGAGUUUGGAGGAGACCCAUCCAGGGUAGCCAUCUUUUUGAAUACAGAGUGUUUGGUUCAUAUACAGAUGUCACCCCCCGGCAAUUCUUCAAUGUUCAGUUGGACACAGAGUACAGAAAGAAGUGGGACGCGCUGGUUAUCAAACUGGACAUGGUGGACAGGGACGUCAACACGGGCACCGAGGUCAUUCAUUGGGCGACGCAUUUUCCAUAUCCCAUGUACUCCAGAGACUAUGUCUACGUGCGCCGGUAUCAUGUUGACAUGGAGAAUAACUUAAUGACCUUAGUCUCCAGAGCCGUCAGACACCCCAGUGUCCCAGAAACCCAGGAGUUUGUCCGAGUUCACUCUUACCAGUCCAAGAUGGUCAUCCGCCCACACAGGUCAUUUGACGAGAAUGGCUUUGAUUACCUGCUGACUUACAGCGAUGAUCCUCAGACGGUCUUCCCUCGCUAUUGCGUCAGCUGGAUGGUGUCUAGUGGCAUGCCAGACUUCCUGGAGAAGCUUCACACCGCAGCUCUCCGAGCUAAAAACAUGGACGUCAGUGUCCACGAUUACGUCAGCAUCGUAAAACCUACCCAACCCACCCAAGAACGACUAGCUGACAACGCUCACACCGGAGACCCAAGUCAGAUCUACGCCUGAGCAUCUGGCCACAGCGAUUGAUAUACAGUAGUAAAAUGAUCCAGAACAGAGCAUUUUUCACUUAUGGGGUCAUUAAUUGAAGCCACAAAGAAAUCCGAACCAUUUAUUCCCAAAAUUAUCUAUGCCAUUGACCAGUCCUGUACUAGCUGUCCUACUGAGCGCUCACGUCCCCUAUUUUGUAUGCUGUUAGUUUGCUUCCUCUUACUUUUUGUAGGGUACAUCUGCUGAGAUGAGCCAAAAUAAUGGCAUUUAUUAAUUGUAGAUUCUCCUGCCAAAGCAGUUUUUCACUCUGCAUUUACAUCACGAUCAUCAGAAUCAAUCAUGCUGUUGAGAUGCUGAAAAACAACAGGAGAGCAUGUAAACACCCCACCAGCUUCAACUACAGAAAGCAGUUUGUGUGCAAAGCCACUUUUUUUUUUUCACUUUGUGGUUGUUUUUUCCAGUUUAUGCUGUAAUGAACUGAUCUGAGCAGAACCAGAUCGACUCACCAUCGUCCUCAUUUACCGUGUGAAUGUUCACUGCCAGUAAAACCCAAACAGCCUUCACAGGAUCACCAAAACUGUCUUAUGCCAACCGCAGCAUCCUCACGGUCAGGCUUGGCUUCCUCCUGCGCUCUAGGGCUGUUUAAAAAGUCUAAAACAUCUUUUCUACUCUGAACUCCAGCAAAUGAGGACACUGUGAUUUGACGUUGUAAUGAAAGUGAAAGGACGGUGCAUACGUCUGCAUACAAACUCACUGCAGGAUGGAUUUUGUGCAAAAAAUUUGGGGGUGUUUUUUGUGAUUGGGAAUCCACUCUGAUGGGAUUGUCUGUGUUAUACAUGUUUAUACUU
Molecule: messenger RNA, 2607 nt
Organism: Sinocyclocheilus rhinocerous
Lineage: Eukaryota; Metazoa; Chordata; Actinopteri; Cypriniformes; Cyprinidae
Product: stAR-related lipid transfer protein 7, mitochondrial-like
Exons: 8
Coding region: 575-1777 (400 amino acids)
Molecular function (GO): lipid binding
Source: RefSeq, a predicted model, not a curated record